AUGGCCAACUCCUCCACGUCCAUAGCAGAAUUUGUUCUACACUGUGCAGUUGCCUUGGAGCAGAAGAGCCUUAUCAUCGCUGUUGUAUCUUUCAUCUACAUUACCACCUUUUUGGGGAACACGCUGGUCAUUCUGGUCAUCAUAUCCAACCAUCAACUCCAAACUCCAAUGUUUUUCUACAUCGGUGCCCUGGCAGCCAUCGACUUAGUGACUUGCAACACUCUCAUCCCCAGAAUGCUCACUGUUAUGAUAUUCAACUUCUUCCCUGUGCCGUAUGGAGCCUGCAUACUGCAGAUCUUUGUGGCAUCCCAUUUGCAGGCAUUGCUGACCCUUCAUUUAUCUUUAAUGGCAGUUGACCGCUACGUAGCUGUUGUCCAUCCACUGCAAUACCCAGCACUUGUUACAAACAAGACUGUGUUAACUGGUUUUGUAAUAUCCAACCUUAUCGGUGCAGCGAUUAUAAUACCACUGACAAUUUUUGCCACUGAGUUGCAUUUUUGUCAGACUAAUGUCCUGCCAUAUUGUAUCUGUGAUUUUGCCACAAUGGUUCAUAUUUCUUGUACAGACGAUCCAAAGUACUUAGCAUAUGUGUCAUCCUGCAGCUUUGUGCUUGGUGUUGGACCCUUGGUGCUGAUUCUGUCAUCCUACAGUAGGAUUGUUCAAGAGGCACUGCAGAUCUCUUCUGUAGAGGGUAAGAAAAAAGUAUUUAGCACUUGUGUGACUCAUCUGCUGGUGGUGGGGACAUUCUACAUUCCAAUUUUAUUGUCUUAUACGUUGCCGGGACUUGGGAUACCACUGUCAACUGAAAUCUACAACACAAUGGACAUGAUUGGAAACAUAAUCCCUCCCAUGAUGAAUCCCAUUAUCUACAGCUUUAGAAACAAUGAGAUCAAAAGUGGCAUUUAUAAACUGUUCAAAGCUAUGAAAAUGUCUCCUGACGUUGGCCGAACUGAAAAAACUCAGAAUUAA
Messenger RNA from Erpetoichthys calabaricus (reedfish), 969 nucleotides. RefSeq names its product olfactory receptor 13-like. Gene Ontology annotation, cellular component: membrane. Gene Ontology annotation, biological process: G protein-coupled receptor signaling pathway. The transcript has a single exon. Lineage: Eukaryota; Metazoa; Chordata; Cladistia; Polypteriformes; Polypteridae. Bases 1 to 969 code for a protein of 322 amino acids. The record is from RefSeq and is a predicted model, not a curated record. Gene Ontology annotation, molecular function: olfactory receptor activity; G protein-coupled receptor activity.